AGUCAUCAGUAAAGCGAACGGUCACACCCCCACACUCUUCCGCAGAGAGAAAGAAGAGAGAGAGAGAGAGAGUGAAGGAGAGAAUGAGAGAGGGAGGGAGGAAUGGAGUGAUGGAGAUCUGAGAUCGGCAGCUUCGCUUCAGCGAGCUAGAGAGAGAGAGAGAGAGAGAGAGAGAGAGAGAGAGUUGCAGAGAGGGAGAGAGAGAUAGAGAGAGAAAGAGGGUCUUGUGUGUGUGUGUGUUUGAGAGAGGGAGAGAGGAUUGUAGGCGAAGAUGAUGACGGGGAUCGUGCAGGAUCAGAACCUGGAGAAGCACAUUGAGAAGCACAUCGGGUGCAUGGCCGGCUUCCUCCACAUCUUCGAUCGCCACCAGGCACUCGCCGGCCGGCGCCUCUACGCCCCCAAGCGCCUCCCUCCUUACACGGGAAUGAAUUCGGGUCGAGAGACGCCGAAGGCCGUCGAUUCUCCGGCGACGUCCGGAGAGCUCGCGAAGCCUCCGGCGGCCAGGGCGCCGCCGUCGCCGGAUCGGCCCUGGCCUUCCCCGCUAAAGGAGAUCCGGUCCACGGCGACGCCGGAGCCGGGGACGCCGGCGGAGGCGACGACGCCGGCCGCCGCCAGGUCGCCGCUCGCGUUCCCGGCGUUCGAGUUCAAGGAGGGCACGCGGUCUCCGUGGAAGUUCUCGAAGGAAGCACCGCGGCUCUCGCUCGACAGCAGGGCGACUACCGACGCUAAAGGGAGCCUCUACCCUCGCGAGAUCCGCACGAACGCCGCGAUCCUAUCGGCGGCCCGGCCUGGCGACAGGGCCGCCGGGGAGGCGGCGGGCGGCGGUGACGACGAGAAGCAGCGGCGGUCGCCGAGCGUGAUCGCGCGCCUCAUGGGCUUGGAGAACUUGCCUCGCCCGGAUCCGGAGCCGGCGAAGAAGGCGGAGCUCCGGAGAUCCGCUUCGGAGUCCAGAGUCAACAAAGACAUCUACCGGUUCAUGGAAGGGGCCUCGAGCGGUUACCACAUGAAUCAGCCGCAGCAAUUCAACGUGCAGAGCAAGGUCGCGAGCAAUGCGGUCGGAGUAAUUGCCGCCGCGAGAGGGGACAACAAGUCGAGCCUCGCCGGCGGCCAUGACUCGAGGAACGUGAAAGCAGAGACGGCGAAAGUUGCCCACAGAGGAUCGAUCCAGAGGAAGAGCUUCUACGACUCGACGGAGUUCUUCCCGGAGCUGAAACAGGCCGUGUCCAUCUACGAAGAGAUUGAGAAGAAACUGAGGAUGAGAGGCAUCGACGAGCCGUCGAAGGAUUUGGAGACGCGGAAGCAAAUCCUCGAGGCUUGGCAGCUGAAAGGCCUUCUCCACUCGAAGCGCAACGAUGCGAACCCGAUAAACAUCAUCUACGAGAGAAGUUUCAGCGACUCUCCAAUCGUGGUCGUGAGGCCGUCGAGGCCGAGCAAUCUUUAUGGCAGGAAUGGGAGCAAUUCACCGCCUUCGAGCUUCAGAUCGAGGCAGGCGGCUGCUCGCCGGAGCCCUGGCGCGGUGUCCGUGGAGGCGUCGCCGGCGGCGAGCCCACGGCGCGAGAAUGUGAGGGGUCAGAACAAGGGGAGGAGUUCGGUUUCGCCCAGUCGGAGCGACAAUGGCGUGAUGAGUCCAAGCAGGAGGAGGCCGCUGACGGUGGAGCCUCAGAGGAGAGCAAACGGCGGAGUCGCGGAGCAACGGCGGGUGUCUCCGGUUCAGUCCCCGAGGACUGGUUUGAGAAGGGCGGGGCCGGACCAGAGCACCACCACGACGAGCCGAUCUCCGAGGACUCGGAGAUUGACGGCCAAAGCUUACCAGGAGAUGGAGGAGGAGGAGGAGGGGAAGGCGUUUUUUCCCACAGAGGACGAGUCGUCCACCAUUUCGGAGAGCAGCAUCAGCACUCCAUCACAGACCGAUACGGAGAGAUCGAAGAUGGAGGAGUACAAGGAAGGGAAGAGCUUGCUGGAGAGGUGCGACAAGCUGCUGCACAGCAUUGCCGAGAUCACGGCGGCAGCAGAGUCGCAGCAGCAUCUGCCGAGCCCGGUGUCCGUGCUUGACCCAUCCUUCUACAAGGAGGAGUCGUCGCCCUCGCCCAUAAUGAAGCGCAGCAUUGAAUUUGAAGAUCAAGCGGCUGAACUGGAUGAUGAUGCUUGGAGUCCCAUUUCCCCAAUUUCCUUCAAACUCAAUGAGAAUGCGGAGGACGGUGAUUAUGUUUACAUCUCCGACAUUCUCCAGGCAUCCAGCUAUCUUCACGAGGACUCCGACUUGUUCUUGUUGCUGGAGAAGCAGCAGUAUCGCAAUGGGAAGGACACCUCCCAUGUCUCGAGACUCCAGAGGAGGCUAACAUUCGACACAGUCGCGGAGAUCCUCGACAGGCAGAGGCAAUUCCUCCAGUGGAAGCCCCUUUCCGUUGUCGCAAGCUCGGCUCUUGAGAAUCUGUCCUUACAGCAGAUAUGGUCAGAGUACCAGAGGAUCCGAGAGAGGGAUACCUCGGACGACCUGCUGGAAGUGAUCUGUGGGGUGCUGAGGAAGGAUCUAGCGGGGGACGCGAUCAACGGUUGGGACGGCUGUCCUGUGGAGGUGUCUGAGGCGGCUGUGGACGUUGAGCGGCUCAUAUUCAAGGACCUGAUCAGCGAGACCAUCCAGGACCUCGCCGCCUUCGCCUCGGACACCAAUAAAUUCCAGCCUCCCAGAAGGAAGUUGGUUUUCUGAAAAGCCAAAGGGGGGGAAAGAGAGAGAGGCCUGUGGUUGUAUUUACCAUUCUUCUGCGUGCCCUUUUGUUCUUUUAAGCUUUCCCUCCUUUUCCUUUUAUCAUCCUUUUGCACUUCCCUACUCCCAAGCUUGAUAAAAAUGUUUAAAUCCUAGUGUUAUAAGCCAGAAAACCAGGCGAUUUGCAAACCCUGCUUUGGCAAAAGGCGAGAGAUGGGCUCGAGAUUGUGUGCAUGUGCGAGCUUGCAUUGGAUUUGGCAAUCGAGGCUAAUCAUACCCUUUUUAGCGUUCAAUUAAGUGUAAUGAUGGAAAAGCUGAAAAGGAAAAGGGCCCUUGUAGUUUGCGCGGAAUUGAAGCGUAUACAUGCGUUUUCUUUGGCUCUCUCAGGAAUUUUUUUUGGGUUUGUUGUUGACUUGUCAAUUGAAUUUUUUCUUUUUA
Messenger RNA from Eucalyptus grandis, 3142 nucleotides. RefSeq names its product protein LONGIFOLIA 1. The record is from RefSeq and is a predicted model, not a curated record. The transcript is spliced from 4 exons. Bases 272 to 2707 code for a protein of 811 amino acids. Lineage: Eukaryota; Viridiplantae; Streptophyta; Magnoliopsida; Myrtales; Myrtaceae. Gene Ontology annotation, biological process: regulation of monopolar cell growth.